CUAGAUAAACAGUGAAACACAGUGACACAACAUGGAUUUACAGGCCCUCGGUGAUAUUCUGUAUGCCUUGUUUGAAUUCUCCAUGCUUUCAACCUUCGGCAUAUUUAUUUUAUGUGUCAGUCAAACCCUCGACUUGUUCAGGAAAUCACAAGGUCCCCUCCACACAACAAGUCACAGAUGGAAGGUAGCAGUGAUCAUUGGUGCCAUCGCAGUCUUAUUGUGCGGAUGUUGCGUCCUCGUUACUAACCAACAAGUAAACAUCGCAAAAGAAGAGUUGGAGCUACAAUACAACAAGAGCUGCUAUGAUAAUGAACCAAAUUCUAGCUCUAUUUGGUUCGCUUUAGAGAAGAAGAUAACUGAUAAUUUAAGCCUUGUCAUUGAUGAAAAAGACUUUACUGAAGAGGGACAUAGGAGAAUACUAACAGAAAUUGAUGGCCUUCCUAAAUUUAUCAAAAUGUUACAGGAUUUGGAAAACGACGUAACAGACGUUGUUAAGAACAAUUCCAAACAAACUAACGAUCUUGUAGCCUUGGAUAAUGCCAUGAAAGAUUUUUUCAACCUAACUAUUAGUACAACAGAGCAGUUAUCGACAGUUGGUGAUGUUCAAUUACUGAACAAGUGUAGUGUCGAUGACACUAAUUUGAAUACAUCCUUUUUCUCAAGCACAGUUGAUAGCUUACCUAUCUUGAAUGAAAAGCUAAAAAACAGGGCAUCAGCUAUCAGUGAUAAAAGAAAACGUUUAGUGAAUUUUAGCAUAUGGUUUGAUGCAAUAUUGAAAAGACAUUUAAAAGAACUUGUAACAAAUGUACAGAAGAGAUUCAUUUGGAACGCAACAUUAAAGAUAACUAGUUUACAGAAUCAAUCUGAAAAUCAUAUUUUGAAUUCAAGAACUGAAAUUAGAAAAGGCUUGAAACAUGCAACUGAUAGUGAGUUCAAAAGGUGGGCAGGUGGUCUAUGUUUAGGAUGCUGUGUCGUAACUCUUGCAAUUAUACUUGCGAUACUGAUAUAUCAGGUGCCAAAAAACACAGGAAAUAGAUCCAGCUCUGUCCAAGGAAGACAUGUGAUCAAAACGAGAUCAUCUAUAAUGCUUAUCUGUGGGUUUACCCUACUUUGGACUGCCUUGGUUGUUUUGGUAACAAAAGCACCCGCUGGAAGAAUUUGCGUGGCUAACACAGACCAGAUGCACACGGCCUCUGACCAAUUUAUGAAUGGCACAGCUGAUUCUCUAAUAUUCGAUUCAAAAGAUGAAGAAUCAAUGCUGAACGAAACAGAUGCGCUUUUAUCUCUUUUAGGCAUUCACAUGAAAUUUCAUUUACAAAAGGAGCACCAAUUUCCUGAAUCGAAUCUUAUACAAAGUUCUGUACAAAACCUGAAUAACUACAUAAUGUUUUAUGAAACAACUUUAAGAAAUGCUACGAAAUGUUUUGAUGACCUCAGACUUUUUAUUAGCAAUAAACCGUCAAAUGCAUUUAUGGUGAAAAAGCUUGAUGAUUUAGUACUUCACAUCUUUGACUUGAAAAUCAAACUCAAUAUGUCGACUAAAAUUUUAAAGAAAUUCAAGAAAGAGAACUAUCUGCUAACAUCAAAUUUCUUGGUGAUAAAUGCAAAGAGCAAGGAAAUGAUGGAUAAAGAAAAAUUAAUGGAAAUGGUCCUAAGAGCCUUUAAAACUUUUAAAAAUGAAUCGGAAACAACUUGGCACAGGGCACUUUCUGAAUGUGUAACUAAUGUAACAGAAACAGACUCAAAACUAACAGCGAGAAGUGUUUGUGACAUAGCAAACAGAUUAUUUUGUAUCAACUUAUUAACUAAAUGUCAAUGGUGGAUCAUUAUUUCUGUGACAACCGCUGCUGCUUCUGCUAUUGUUUUCCUGUUAAAAGAGCUCUGGGUCUCUCCCCAAGAAUAGUGUAGGCCUGCUAUGAGAUUAAUCACCUGAUAAGAGCACAGUUUUGGCAAAUGUACAGUAUUUGGAAGAUGCUGGAAGCUUUCAUGUUACAUCAAACAGUGCCAGUUUUAUAAGACCUUGAUCAAUUUAAGAAAAGCCAUGACCAAUGUAGGACAAAAAAACAACUAAACAUCCAAAGGAAGACAACUGUUUAUGCCAAGGAUUUUUUUAUUAAAACUAUUUUUAAGUUGAAAAUUUUAUUGUAUUUUAUAUAGAAUUGUUCAGAUGGCUAUAUAUUCUUAAAUUUAGCUUUGAACAGCAUACCUUUAGUAAAUAUCCAUUUUGUACACCCUACAAAAGUUAAAAGCUCAUCAUAUAGACAGUGGCGUAACAGAAAUGCAGGGGCAGAUGGACAAUAAAAACGGGGGACCGUUACCCUUGUAGAGUAUUAGGCUUUUGAGAUGUACAGAUAAGGUGCAGUAUAUAUACAUAAAGAUAUAUACAUAUAUAUAUAUAUUAAUAUUUUUUAAUUUAUACACACACAUGUUGCAUAACCCUGCUUUGCUAGGUUAUAAAAAAUAAUUAAAAGUGCAUUUUGAAAUACAAAAGAGAACAAAACACAGAACCUAGCACAAAAAAAAUACAAAACACAACAGGACAAAGCACAAUAACGCUAAUCACAAAAAAAUAAUAUAAUCUAUUUUUUAAUUCUUGUUUAAUAUUUUUCACUUAUGAAAUACUAAAAAAAUUAAGGUCUGCUAUCAAAAGUAAGGGAAAUAAUUGCUCUCUUUAAAAUAUUUCUGUCCAGAUAUAUAACGACAUAUUUUAAAUUGUACUUUUCUUUAAAUAAACUUAUAAUACAACAUGUAGAAAAGCUGCAAUAUAUUUUACCAAAUAUUUUAAUAUUCAAAAAUUAAUAUAUUAUUUUAAUAUUAGCUGUAUUUUUAAACCAUGAUUCAGUUUUAUGUAAAAAGAGUUUAUAUAUCCUUACUGAACAUGUUUCUUUACAAAAAAGUAUUUGACUCUCUUACUGUAAGACAUACAACAAAUCAAUUUAACAAAAUUCAACUAGCAACACCACUAAUACAUAUUGAGUUUCAAAUGAUCAUCUUGUAUGCAUUAACAUCUGCUUCAAGAUAUUUAUUUCCCAAGAUAUGAGCUAGAUCACAUACUACUAAUUUAAAAAUAAUGUUUAGAGAACAUCUCCCCCAGAUAUUUAUUUACUUUAAAAGCUCAGGGCCCCUUGACCUCUGUGUCCACUUGGUUAAAAGAUUGUUACAAUACUACAGCAUACAGAAGCAUUAAUUGUCUUUCUUUGAGUUCACACUUAUUAUUAAAAUUGAAUUAUAAACAUGAUGUUUUUUCAUUUAAAAUAUAUUAUGGGUUUUAGAAAAAUACAUCAGAAUCAUUUUAUCUAUCUUUUAGUUAGUUUCAAAGAAUAUGUUUUACAUCUGAGCUCAAGAUUUUGUCUUAAAACAGUGGUGAACACUCUUUUCCAGACCUUAGUUUAUGUUCUUUGGGAAUGUACUUUUGUUAGUUUAAUAAACAAUAGAACAUAGUUCUACAGCCUCAAAAUUGUUGAUCUUACUAGCACAUCUAUUAUUUGUUUUUAUUACUAGUGAAUGAGCCUUUGAUGUUACUGAAUUAUUAUUUUUUUUUGGCUCAUCAACUUCUGGAGUUGUUCACUCAUCAGUUUUUAGUUUUACUGGCUAUUCAAAUUUUUGUAUUACCAAUAAAUCAAAGUUCUUGAGAUCAAAUUAUUGUACAUUUUACUAAGCAAAGCCAAUGUUAAAUUUGGAAAUUUUCUUCUGAUAAAGUUUAAGACAAUUAUUAGAAACAUUUAUUUCAAUAAUUCUAUUUUAAGGAUUUUAUUUUUGUAAUUUUAGAAAAUCUAUUAUAAGUUAAUCGAGGUUAAGUAUUGGGUUUAAUACAGACAUUUCAAAUGCUACUGUUUUCUUCAAUGACUAAAAGUUACAUUCUACUGAGCUCAACCAAAUGUAUAUUGUUUUUUUUUAAAUAAGCAAAGCACAAUGAGAAUACUGACAUUUUUUGACUGUUUGCUUAAUAGACUGUUACUUAAAAAAAACCUUGCAAAACGCAAGCUAAAAUAAAAACAAUCAUUAAAUGUAUGAAAUUUUUAAUUUUAAUUAGGCAAAACUAAAUUAGUUUGCAUGGUAGCAUCUUUAUUAUUUAUUAUGUAUCAAAACUCUGUUGUUGUUUGUUUUGCUUUUUAUUGAAAAGUUUUUAAAAAAUUUCAUAAUAAUAAUAUAUA
Molecule: messenger RNA, 4154 nt
Organism: Physella acuta
Lineage: Eukaryota; Metazoa; Mollusca; Gastropoda; Physidae
Source: RefSeq, a predicted model, not a curated record